Messenger RNA from Esox lucius (northern pike), 1875 nucleotides. RefSeq names its product glutathione peroxidase 2 (gene gpx2). Gene Ontology annotation, biological process: response to oxidative stress. Lineage: Eukaryota; Metazoa; Chordata; Actinopteri; Esociformes; Esocidae. The transcript has 2 exons. Gene Ontology annotation, molecular function: glutathione peroxidase activity. The record is from RefSeq and is a predicted model, not a curated record.
UUCAUUUUUUAUCACAUACUGAGAAAACCAGGUAAUGACUUGAUGAAUGUUUUAUGAUGAGAAACUGAUAUAGGUCCUAGAAUUACCAUAAAGCUGAAUGUUGCAUCCUACAUGGUUCGGUGACACUUUGUUCAGAUAUUCCUGUCAUGCAACCAACAAAGUAUCUGUUGAUAAGCCACUACUUAUAUACAGGUAACCUUUUACGGAAAUCAUGUGGAAAUAGAUUCAAGCACAAUAUUUCAGUUCUACCCAAACUGAAGUAAAUGUGAUAAUUUGGCGCACUAACAUGGUGAUAAUGUUUUUACCUGAUGGGAUUCAUGGACAGUAAUCUGACAGACCGCAGACAUAUUUGUCCAUCAUACUGAAAUUUAAAGGGGUGAGGAUGUAUAAUGGCACGUUCAAUUCCUAAAUGGAAUUUCUUUGGAAACACUAUUUCCAAAAGAUGAGAUGAGACACUAUUUAAUACUAAGUAUGCCAGUAAUCCUCUUUAUGUUAUUUUAACAAACCAUGCAAGGAAGCUGGGAUUUUAUCAUGACCCGGUUCAUACAGAUCUUUACAAGCUGAAAUAGGAACCCGAUGACCUUGUUUGUGAGAACAUUGUAUGUCAGGUGGGUAUCAGUUUUCUUGCAAGCAAUUUGACACCCAGCUAAAGCAAGCAUAUCUCUGAAGUCAUGUGACUUGAGGUGGGCUUAACACACAGAUACACUGGUCUUGACUACUACUGGUGACUACAGAACAGGACCAUGACGUACAUCGCUAAGACCUUCUAUGAUCUGAAGGCCACUACCCUGGAGGGGGAUUUGGUGGACUUCAAUGUAUUCCGAGGGCGGGUGGUCCUUAUUGAAAAUGUGGCAUCUCUCUGAGGGACAACUACCCGGGACUACAGCCAGCUCAACUUCCUCCAGAGCAAGUACCCCCACCGGCUAGUGGUCCUGGGCUUUCCCUGUAAUCAGUUUGGCUAUCAGGAGAACUGUUCAAAUGGAGAGAUCCUGAAUUCAUUGAAGUAUGUGCGCCCAGGAAAUGGCUACCAGCCCGGAUUCACUGUCUUUGAGAAGUGUGAGGUGAAUGGAACCAACACCCACCCUGUCUUUGCCUAUUUGAAAGACAAACUUCCCUUUCCUGAUGAUGAUCCACACACCCUCAUCCAAGAUCCCAAAUUCCUCAUCUGGAGUCCCAUCAGCAGGACGGACAUUUCUUGGAAUUUUGAGAAAUUCCUGGUUGGGCCAGAGGGAGAGCCCUUUAAACGGUACAGCAAAAAAUUUGAGACCAUCAACAUAGAACCUGAUAUACAAAGACUGUUGAGGCUAACCAAGACCUGAAAAUAGCAUGGACAUAAUCUCAUUGUAUGGUACCCUUUCCACUACACAAAUGACUUUACAUCCAUGAUAAAGAGGACCUAUUGUGAGCCAUCCUUUUGAGGUUUACUAAAUGAGGGUAAUAUUCUAAAAACCUUUGUGAAUAUUAGCUGAGGCCUUGUAAAUGCUCUAGAGUUAUAGGUCAUGCCUUGAUAGGUCUUCUUGCUCAUCAUGUUUCAUAAAAACUUCAGUUAUACGUUUAUAGAUCCUGACCUUUAGUAAACCCUAUUCUCUCGCUGUUGCCAUGCUGGCCAGCAGGUGGUGCCACUGAUUUGGUUAUUGAUUACAUUUUACUGACUGACUGACUGAUUUGUAUGUAAUAACAGAAAAGGUAAUGCAUUAAUAAAACAAAGAUAUUCAAAAGCGAAUUAAUUGCAGCUGUACAAAUUGUUGCUUUACUUAAAUUGACAAAUUGUGAUAUUUAAUAGUUAAUAGCAUAGGCGGAGUUUGACAUUUGAGCCGGGGGCGAAAAAAAAAAGAAACUUAUUUUUUUUACUAAAGCAGUUUAUGAAAUCAAAUG